AUGGUGUUCCAGAGGAGCGUUUCCUUGCUGUCCAAGCUACGGUCGCGCUCUGCACAGCAACCAGGCCUCUUCAGUUCCGUCCGCUGGCUCCAGUCCUUGUCUGGCGUAGAUCUUCAUUCUCAGCUGAAGGAACUGAUACCAGAGCAACAGGAGCGCCUAAAGAAGCUUAAGUCAGAACAUGGAAAGGUUCAGCUUGGGAACAUAACUCUUGACAUGGUACUUGGUGGGAUGAGAGGUAUGACAGGAUUACUGUGGGAGACCUCAUUGCUUGAUCCAGAAGAGGGAAUUCGCUUUCGGGGUCUUUCGAUUCCUGAAUGUCAGAAAUUGUUACCUGCUGCAAAGCCUGGUGGAGAACCAUUGCCUGAGGGUCUCCUCUGGCUUCUUUUAACAGGAAAGGUGCCAACGAAAGAGCAAGUAGAUGCUUUAUCAAAGGAACUACAAAGUCGUGCUACUGUCCCAGGUUCGUAUUGGGAACCAACCUAUGAGGACUCCCUUAGUUUGAUUGCUCAACUUCCGAUUGUUGCUGCUUAUGUCUACCGCAGGAUAUACAAGAAUGGAGAAAUCAUUCCAUCAGAUGUCUCCCUGGAUUAUGGUGGAAAUUUCGCUCACAUGUUAGGAUUUGAUAAUCCUGCUAUGCUGGAACUCAUGAGACUUUAUGUUACCAUACACAGUGAUCAUGAAGGUGGAAAUGUUAGUGCACAUACUGGUCAUCUGGUUGCAAGUGCACUGUCAGAUCCCUAUCUCUCGUUUGCUGCAGCAUUAAAUGGUUUAGCCGGUCCACUUCAUGGAUUGGCCAAUCAGGAAGUCUUGCUAUGGAUUAAAUCUGUGGUGGAAGAUUGUGGGGAGAACGUCAACAAAGAACAUCUGAAAGAGUAUGUCUGGAAGACAUUGAACAGUGGCAAGGUUGUUCCUGGGUUUGGACACGGUGUGCUGCGCAAAACAGAUCCAAGAUACACAUGCCAGAGAGAAUUUGCAUUGAAGCACUUGCCGGAUGAUCCAUUGUUUAAACUGGUUUCGAAUCUUUAUGAAGUUGUGCCUCCUAUACUGUUGGAGCUAGGCAAGGUAAAAAACCCCUGGCCCAAUGUAGAUGCCCACAGUGGAGUGUUGCUCAAUCAUUAUGGUUUAACUGAAGCAAGCGCCAGUAUGGCCUCACUGACUACUUGUACACCUGCGCCGCACUCAAUCGCCGCCCUCCGCCGCCGUCCCUCAGCCGGAGUUCACUCCCAAUCCAGCGCCUUCACAACUCCGGCCACCUUUAAUCGACGACCUCAUCUAAAUUUCAGGUUAAAAAGGGAAGAAAUUGUUGUGCUAGUGAAGAAGAACAGGUUUGGUCUCUGUUUUGCAUCGAAUACGAAUCCUUCACAGGAAUCGAACGACACAAAAACGAGCAGUGAUGCUUCGGGACCUCCUUUCCUCACCAUUUUGGCUGGCGUGUUAGUUUUCUUGUUCGUGCUCGAAGAUCUGUUAAACGGCAGCCAUGGAGAUAACAAUCCCAUCACUCUUUGCAGAUCCCCAAAUGUCUGCGCACACCCAGAAUCCCUCAUUUCAAUUUCGGGCUUCAAAAAGCCCUAA
This is a messenger RNA of Striga hermonthica, 1572 nucleotides long. The record is from the annotation of a GenBank genome assembly. Lineage: Eukaryota; Viridiplantae; Streptophyta; Magnoliopsida; Lamiales; Orobanchaceae.